Rhodotorula toruloides NP11 is the source of this 834-nucleotide messenger RNA. RefSeq names its product cytochrome c oxidase assembly protein COX11. Gene Ontology annotation, cellular component: mitochondrial inner membrane. The transcript has 3 exons. Bases 1 to 834 code for a protein of 277 amino acids. NCBI's taxonomy places the organism in Eukaryota, Fungi, Basidiomycota, Microbotryomycetes, Sporidiobolales, Sporidiobolaceae. The record is from RefSeq and is a predicted model, not a curated record. Gene Ontology annotation, molecular function: copper ion binding.
AUGCUCGGAACACGGCUAGCAGGCUCAUUGUCACGGCUGGCAACCGCACGACCACCGCCAUGCCCCUGCCUCGCCCACACCACCCCGUUCCCCUCCCUUCGUUCUCUGCCUCGACCCCGAACACGGCCAUCGCAGCGGUUUGCAUCGUCGAGCACGGCGCAGGAGGGUGCACGGAGACCAGUAGCCGGCGGGAACGUGUACCAGCGGGCGCGGCAGGAGCACUACAAGCAACGGAACCGCUCUCUCCUCCUCUACUCGGCAGCGACCGUCCUCGUCGUCACAGCCGGAUCCUACCUCGCCGUACCCCUCUACCGCGUGUUCUGCUCGACGACGGGAUACGGAGGAACGCCCGACACCGACUCGUCCAAGUUCACGCCCGACAGGCUCAUCCCCCGAACGGAUCUCGACAGGCGGAUCAGGGUCACCUUCAAUGCGGAUGCGAGUGAUGCACUCCCUUGGUCGUUCGAGCCACAGCAGAAGGAGGUCAGGGUGCUGCCGGGAGAGACGGCGCUUGCGUUCUACACGGCUACGAACCACUCGAGCGAGGACAUCAUCGGAAUCGCCACCUACAACGUGACGCCGCAGAACAUCGCGCCGUACUUUGCCAAGGUCGAAUGCUUCUGCUUCGAAGAGCAGCGCCUCCUCGCUGGCGAGGAAGUCGACCUCCCCGUCUUCUUCUUCAUCGACCGCGACUUUGUCGACGACCCGCUCAUGAAGGACGUCCGCGAAGUCACGCUGAGCUACACCUUCUUCCGCGCACGACGAGACUCCUACGGCAACCUCGUACCCUCAGAAGGACCCUUAGCUGUACCCAACUCUGUCCCUGCCGUGUAG